AGGGCUCGAGACUUUUCAACCUGGUUCCCGCUUUGUGGAGCCAUGGUCCUUCCGAUUCGCUUUCAUUUUCUCGGCGGCCAGCCCAUGGAAUCCAUGGCGCUUUUCGCCGCGAUUUGCCAUGAUUUGAUGAUCGUCUCCAUCGGCUUGCAGUUGGUGCUGAUUGCACUACUGCUCCUAUACUAUGCUUGGUCGGCAUUCCGACUGUGGCGCAAGGGAGUUGAAUUUUCGGCGACCUUGGUGCCUACCUUGGAGCAGAAAGUGGCCUUGCCUCCACCUGGGCCUGUGCUGAUGUGGGCAGUCCAGUGGGAUUUAGACAUUCGAGCUAUGGUCGAUGACCUGAAGAAUGAAGGUCCGUCAGUGGUAGAGCGAUAUUGCCAGAACGAGGCUUUCAUGAACAAACUCAGGAAAAUAGUGCGGAACGUUGUGUCGCAGAGCGAGAUGAUCCGCAUUACUCAGGAGGUGAGGAUGAAGCGAGAGCUCGAGAAGUUUCAGCGGAUGAACUUUCAAAAGUCUGCUGAGGAGGAAGAUGAAGAUGCCAAAGCGUGGCAAGCCAUGAUGCUCGAGAUGACAGGAGAGAAGCCGCAGGAGACACAGAUUGAUGUGAACGUUGGUGCCCCGGCGCAACAGAUGUCUACAGUAUUCGAAGGGGACGAUGCAGAAGCUUUGGAAGCCAUGAUGGCUGUGAUGAACAGGAAACCUUUUGAGGCUGCAGUUGCUGAGCCUCCAAUUCCAACACCUGCACCACAGGCAGCUUUUAACGCAGAUGAUGCAGCAGCUUUGGAAGCUAUGAUGUCGGUGAUGAACCGCAAGCCAUUCGAGGAUGUACCUGCAGAAGUUCCUGAGCCAAUUUCAACUCCUGCAGCAUCCUUUGAAGGGGAUGACGCAGCAGCGUGGGACGCAAUGUUGUCGGUGAUGAACCGCAAACCGUUUGAGGACGCACCCCCCGAAGUUCCUGCGCCAAUUUCAACUCCUGCAGCAUCUUUUGAAGGGGAUGAUGCAGCAGCGUGGGAUGCAAUGAUGUCUGCAAUGAAUCGAAAACCAUUUGAGGAGAAUGCUGAGCCAGCAUCGUCAGCUCUACAUGAAGAUGAUGCAGCAGCUUUGGAAGCUAUGAUGUCGGUGGUGAGCCGCAAGCCGUUUGAGGAUGCGGCAGAAGCUCCUGCGCCAAUUUCAGCUGAAUCCACCUCUUUGCAGCAAGAUGAUGCAGCAGCGUGGGACGCAAUGUUGUCGGUGAUGAACCGCAAGCCAUUUGAGGCUGAAGCAGCACCAGUGCAAGCAUCACCAGCCCUUCAAGGGGAUGAUGCAGCAGCUCUGGACUUGAUGAUGUCCGUAGUGAACCAGAAGCCAUGUGAGGAUUCACCAAAGGGGCUUCUGCAGAGUGAUUGCUCCACGGAGCAUGUGCAGGUCCUGGAGAAAUCCGAGUCGGAGCAAAGUGACGACACAUCGGAGCUUUGGGCCCAGCUGGAGGACAUGGAGAAAAACGGUGCAUCGCUGCAAGCACAAGUGCAGAAAUUGGUCUCUGUAUGUGCACCAUCCACUUGGCUUCCCAUUCCAGAGGACCAGGAGUCCUUGGCCACAACACAUUUUUUCAUUGGCGACUCAGAUGAGGAGGAGCAGCUCGAUGAUUUCUGGAAUGCCCUUGAUGAGGAUCUUUGCCGUGGUGCAGAGAUUUUGCCACACGCUCAGAAACUCGUGGACUGCUUCCGCCCGAAGGUGCCCACUUGCAUUGGUGCAAGUCAACAGUUCUACAUCGGUGACGAGGUGGAAGGCACCGCACAGCAGUUUUACAUCGGAGACGAGGAUGUGCCCGAGAUGAGCUUGCCGUGACAGGGCAGCUGAAAAGAGCAUUUGCGUGACGGGAGCUUUGGAACACGAAUAUCUUUUGGAUGUUUUUAGUUGUUCUUUAGUAGGAAUGUGGGCCCGAUGGUCAGAGAGAUUCUGUACUAGAUCCUUUCUGCGGCGCUUCCUCUUUCAGCUGCUUUGGUUGAAGACGGGACUCGAACUUGAACCCAAC
Molecule: messenger RNA, 2011 nt
Organism: Durusdinium trenchii
Lineage: Eukaryota; Dinophyceae; Suessiales; Symbiodiniaceae
Source: the annotation of a GenBank genome assembly